Messenger RNA from Ziziphus jujuba (common jujube), 1505 nucleotides. RefSeq lists its product as uncharacterized. The record is from RefSeq and is a predicted model, not a curated record. The transcript has 2 exons. NCBI's taxonomy places the organism in Eukaryota, Viridiplantae, Streptophyta, Magnoliopsida, Rosales, Rhamnaceae. Bases 389 to 850 code for a protein of 153 amino acids.
CACAGCGAAGGCCAAGAAGAAAUACUACAACUGUAUCCCAUAUAUCUUCUAAAAUUCACGUGGAUGAAAUUUACAGGUGAGGCCAAAAAUCAAUCCAUGUGUUUAACAUCCAUCAAUGGAUGAUCAAUGGUAAUCAAUGGUCAAUAUGAUUUGCCUUUUCCAUUAAUAUAAUGGUUCAUUCCGUAUGCAAUACUAGCCCAAACCAGGACUGAAGUAUUCAAAAGUGGAAUUCCUAAAUGCAAGAAUCUCACCCCACGUUACAUUACAUGCAAAUAGAACGUGUCAGUUUCAAAACAAACUGAACUACAAAACCAAAGGUAAAUGGCAAGGGUGAUUUUUGAACCCCGUAUUUUUAGUCCUCUUCAAAUUUCAAAAUUUCAAAGUUGCCAUGGAUAAAAUCAGCAGAGCAACUGCGAUACUUCUUUUCUGGUUCAUGGUAGUCUCUAUUCAAUUCCCCUCCACCAUUGGAGAGUCUCAACAUGUUGAUCACAUACAGGAUCAGAAACCAUCUUUGGUUAAAACAGUAUUAGAUACAAUAACUUCUUUGAAAGAGUCCCAUCAAGAUUCCUGGGGCAAACUUAAGACCAUCAUUCAUGGGAUUCAAUUGAAAUUCUUUCCUCCUAACCUUGAUUUUAGGGGUGCAGAUGAAAGGAAACGAGAGAGCGGAACUGCAGUUGGUGGAGCUGGAGAUAAAGUGAAAGAGGCAGUGGAGAAGAGCUUCCAUACAAGCAAAGAGACGGUGGAGGAAACUGCCAAAACGGCUGCUGAAGUAGUGGGAGAAACUGUGCAUAAAGGUGCUAAGAAGGUAAAGGAAACCGUUUCUGACAAAGAAUCUGAGGCAGAGCUUUAAUCACUUUCCAUCAUUAAAUAGUGAAGGUACUGAGAUCCAGUACCCUUUUUUUUCCCUUUUUUUUCCCUUUUUUUUUCCUUUUUUUCUUUUUUUUUUUUUUUUAAUUAAUGUAGAAUCUGUAUUAAUCUGUGUUAAAUUUAUAUUUACAAUGAAAUUGUCACAGAAAUGAACGGUUUUGAUCCUCUAAUGACCCAUGAUCAGUCUCUAAGAGCUUAAAAAAUUGGAUAUUCCUGAUUUAUACAAAAAGGAUCGGGCUUCAUGCAAUAUAAACAAUUCACAUGCUGAAAGAAACUACCCUCUCACUUACACCUACAAUGGGCAUAAAUAUCUGGCUAAUUGUCAAAACCUAAUGGAAAAUAUCAAGAUCACCAACCACUUGUUACAAUAAUCUGAAUAACAAGGAUGAAACAGCACAACAAGAACGCCAAGUUAAAUUAGGCAGGGCAACUGGAUUAUAAUCCAAUCAAAGAAACUUCAUAAUACCAGGCUUUUUAGGAGUCAGGCUACUAUAAUUUCAACGUACCAAUUGCCAAUGUUACGGAGGAAUGAUUUUAAGGUCACAAGUUUAUUCACUUCUUGGGAGUGAACCAUUAAGUGCGUGCAAUAGAGCACACAGACGAAAGACAGCAAUGCUAUUCAACAAAUACAGGAAAUU